UAUAAGUCACCCUCAAAUGUGUCCCGAAAUCAUGCAGCGAAGUGUCUCGACCCGAUAUCCAUGGAAGCCAGUAUCAACUCCCUCAUCAUCGCGGCCUUCUCGCUUUCGCUUUCUCUCUGCUUGGCCAUGGUCCAUGCCGACGCCGACCCUCUCCACACUUUCAUUGUUCAGCUCCGUCCUGACGGGCCGACCCGGCUCGCGUUCGCUUCUGAGCUCCAAUGGCACCUCUCCUUUGUCCAUGGCGCCGUCUCUCACUCUCCCGAGGAAGACCCUUCUUCUCGCCUACUCUAUUCCUACCGUUCCGCGAUGGAUGGGUUCGCCGCUCGCCUGUCUGAGUCGGAGCGGGAGAGCUUGGAGCGAAUGAGCGAUGUCGUUGCCAUUAGGCCUGACAGGGUCCUUCAAGUGCAGACUACUUAUUCCUACAAGUUCCUAGGGUUGAACCCCUCGGGAGGGGCUUGGAGUGAGUCGAGGUUCGGGCGUGGGACAAUCAUCGGCGUCCUGGAUACCGGAGUUUGGCCCGAGAGCCCGAGCUUCGACGAUCGGGGAAUGCCGCCCAUCCCCAAGAAAUGGAAGGGUGCGUGCCAAGAGGGGCAAGGCUUCAACUCUUCGAAUUGCAACCGGAAACUGAUCGGGGCCCGGUUCUUCACCAUGGGGCACCGCGUGGCUUCUCCGUCACCUUCGGCGGACGACGUGCUCGAGUAUGUCUCCCCGAGAGACUCCCAUGGCCACGGGACGCACACCUCAUCAACGGCUGGGGGAGCCUCCGUGGCAAUGGCGAGCGUGCUCGGUAAUGGGGCGGGGGUGGCCCGUGGGAUGGCCCCGGGCGCUCACAUUGCUGUGUACAAAGUCUGCUGGUUCAGCGGCUGUUACAGCUCUGAUAUAUUAGCUGCGAUGGAUGUGGCAAUCAGGGACGGAGUCGAUGUCCUCUCCCUCUCGCUCGGCGGCUUUCCAAUCCCCAUUUACGCAGAUACCAUUGCUAUUGGGAGCUUCCGCGCAGUUGAGCGGGGUGUAUCGGUCGUAUGCGCAGCUGGAAACAAUGGGCCACUCCCGAACUCGGUCGCCAACGAAGCUCCAUGGAUUCUAACCAUAGGUGCGGGCACGCUUGACCGGAGAUUCCCGGCAAUCAUUCGGUUGGGCAACCGGAAGUUCCUGUAUGGAGAAUCCAUCAACCUGGCGAGGGACCAUUCGAGGACGUCUAGUGAAGAGCUUGAGUUGAUUUACGUCACCGGCGGCAACACGGGGAGCGAAUUUUGCUUCCAAGGGUCACUCCCUAGAGAAAAGGUUCGUGGCAAGAUGGUCGUCUGCGACCGCGGAGUAAAUGGGAGGUCGGAGAAGGGCCAAGUCGUGAAGGAAGCGGGUGGGGCCGCGAUGAUCCUAGCGAAUACCGAGAUAAACCUCGAAGAGAACUCGGUGGAGGUCCACGUGUUGCCAGCGACGGCAAUCGGAUAUUCGGAGUCCAUCCUCUUGAAGGCCUACAUUAACUCCACCGCGAGGCCGAGGGCCAGGAUCGAGUUCGGUGGGACCGUCAUUGGGAGAAGCCGAGCGCCGACGGUGGCUCAAUUCUCGUCCCGAGGGCCAAGCCUGACUAAUCCUACAAUCCUGAAGCCUGAUGUGAUUGCUCCAGGAGUCAACAUUAUUGCUGCUUGGCCUCAAAACUUAGGCCCAAGCGGGCUUCCUGAAGAUUCCAGGAGAGUGAACUUCACAGUCAUGUCAGGGACUUCCAUGGCCUGCCCUCACGUCGGCGGGAUUGCUGCUCUGAUCCGGUCCAUCCACCCUGGGUGGACCCCAGCGGCCAUCAAAUCGGCAAUCAUGACGACCUCGGACACGACCGACCACUCAGGGAAGCCGAUCAUGGACGGAAACAAACCAGCGGGGAUCUUUGCCAUGGGGUCAGGGCACGUGAACCCGGCGAGAGCCAUCGACCCAGGAUUGAUCUACGACAUCAACCCAGACGACUACAUUACCCAUCUGUGCACAUUAGGCUACACAAAUUUCGACAUCUUCACCAUCACUCACCGAAAUGUCAGCUGUCGCGAGCUCUUGAGAACAAACAGGGGAUUCAGCCUGAAUUACCCUUCGAUUUCCGUGAUUUUUAAGGAUGGGACGAGGAGGAAGAUGGUCAGGCGGUGGGUCACGAAUGUGGGCGAGCCGAAUUCCGUAUACUCAGUGGAAGUGGCGGCGCCUGAGGAGCUAAGCUUGAGAGUCAGGCCAAGGAGGCUUGUGUUCAGGCACAGGAACCAGACUUUGAGCUACAGAGUGUGGUUUAUAGCAAGGAAGAGAGCUGGGACUCCAAAACUGAGCUAUUCUCAGGGACAUUUGACUUGGGUUCAUUCUGGCCAAGGUGUUCACAGAGUGAGAAGCCCCAUCUCAGUGACUUGGAAGCACUAGGAACCCGGAAUUUUUUUUUUUUUUGCGCUCUAGGCCUAUUCACAAAGCUCGAUUUCUUAUUGAAUAUUCGCAGCGACGUUAAUCGAUUAGGAGGAUGAAUUUGAAUUGGGUCAUGGUUUCUUUACCAUGAUGAGUGUUAGCAAAAUAAAACUAAAAUCGGUUUCUCAGGA
Messenger RNA from Rhodamnia argentea, 2558 nucleotides. Its product is annotated as subtilisin-like protease SBT1.2. The record is from RefSeq and is a predicted model, not a curated record. Lineage: Eukaryota; Viridiplantae; Streptophyta; Magnoliopsida; Myrtales; Myrtaceae. The transcript has a single exon. The coding region runs from base 61 to 2388 and encodes 775 amino acids. Gene Ontology annotation, molecular function: serine-type endopeptidase activity. Gene Ontology annotation, biological process: proteolysis.